UGCCACCACACCUAGAUAUGUGCGGUGUGAAAACACUGUUUUCAGCAUUUUCAAAAUGCAUAAGCUACCAAAACAUAGUUUUGCCCAGACAGUCUAGGAGCGUUGUCAAAACAAUACCGCACCAAAUAAACAGCCCCAAUCGAACCUUAAAUCAGUUAAAACCAAGUUGUGUCCGGACGUCAACCAACGUCCACGCAACUCGAAGUCCUGGCGAUGGAGUUAAUAAACUCUCAUUCCAGAGAGUUUGGAAUCUCUUGCUGCAUGAGUUAGAAAUCGCAAAUGACAAGGAAGAUGAGACUGCCGUCGCCGGAAAAAGCUCCGAUGAUAAAGAAGAUGAGGAGAAACAAGAGGAGAGAGAAGUCGAAGCGACGGGUAUGAUGAAAUGCAAGAAGAUUACCGGCGAAGAAUGGCUGUGCAAACUCAAAGAGCUCAGCUCCUAUCGCGCUCUGUUGGGAUAAUCGAUCUCCGGCAACCAGAGAU
Phalaenopsis equestris is the source of this 480-nucleotide messenger RNA. RefSeq lists its product as uncharacterized. The coding region runs from base 18 to 458 and encodes 146 amino acids. The record is from RefSeq and is a predicted model, not a curated record. Lineage: Eukaryota; Viridiplantae; Streptophyta; Magnoliopsida; Asparagales; Orchidaceae. The transcript has 2 exons.